AUGCAAAAAUGGCAACUGGAAUCGAGCCAAGAAUUAGCCGAUGAUGUAUUUAUAACCAAUUCUAAAUUGAAUAAUCGCAAUCAGCCACCCCCCAAUGCAAGUAAAAGUAAAGCCAAAUCCAGUACACCUCUGGCUGAUAAAAUCAGGCCAAACGUUCUUACUGAUUACAUCGGUCAAGAUGACGUACUAGGUGGUAAAACUAGUCUACGAUCUCUCAUCGAAUCAGGAGAUAUCCAUUCCAUGAUAUUUUGGGGUCCUCCGGGAUGUGGCAAGACAACCUUAGCGAAUAUUAUUGCUAAAAGUGGCAAAAGUAAAGCCAACAUGCGAUUUAUUCAACUAUCUGCCACUUCUAGUGGGACACAGAAAGUGCGUGAAGUGAUCGACAUAGCUCAAAAAGAUAGAACAAUGUUUAAUCGUCAAACGAUAUUAUUUAUGGACGAAAUUCAUCGAUUCAACAAGGCCCAACAGGACGUUUUUCUGCCGUAUGUUGAAAAUGGCACCAUUGUAUUGAUUGGCGCUACUACGGAAAAUCCUUCAUUUAGCUUGAAUAAUGCUCUCUUAAGCAGAUGUCAUGUAAUUACAUUACAAAAACUGAGCUCAGCUAAUGUUGUUACUAUACUUAAAAGUGCUUUAAACAACAUUGAAGACUAUCUAGACCUAGAUGAUUUUACAACUGGUAAUAAGUACAAAAUUAAAGCGGAUGAUCAAGCUCUUAAAGCUUUGGGAAAUUUUUGCGAUGGUGAUGCUAGGAAAGCUUUAAAUGGUCUAGAAAUGGCUAUUAGAUCGAAGAUUAUCAUUUAUAAUAAUAGAGAUAUUACCCAACCUAUUGAUGAUGAAAGAUUACCAACGAUAAUUGCAGUUACAGAGAAAGACGUACUAGAAAGCUUACAACGAUCUCAUUUGCAAUACGAUCGCAGUGGUGAAGAACAUUAUAAUAUUAUAUCUGCUUUGCAUAAAUCAAUGCGUGGUGGCGACGAAAAUGCUGCCAUGUACUGGUUGUGCAGAAUGCUAAAAGGAGGAGAACAACCUACGUAUAUUGCGCGUAGAUUGAUACGUUUUGCAAGCGAAGAUGUUGGUUUAGCUGAUAAUCAAGCUCUUUUCAUUGCUGUAGCAGCUUAUCACGCUUGUCAAUUUAUUGGAAUGCCGGAGUGUGAGGUAAAUCUAGCUCAAACGGUUGUGUACUUGGCUCGUGCACCUAAAUCUGUGGAAUGUUAUAUGGCAUAUGAUAGAGUUAAGAAAAAUAUUAACGAAUGGAAAGGCCCGCUGCCGUCGGUACCAUUACAUUUACGUAAUGCUCCCACGUCGUUAAUGCAAAAAUUAGGUUACGGCAAAGGUUAUAAGUAUAACCCUGACUAUGAUAAACCUGUCCAGCAAGAUUACUUGCCAAGUUGUUUGUUGAAUAUUGACUUCUUCAAAGAGAGAAAGUUUGAUAAUUAA
Messenger RNA from Trichoplax adhaerens, 1437 nucleotides. RefSeq lists its product as uncharacterized. The record is from RefSeq and is a predicted model, not a curated record. The transcript has 7 exons. Gene Ontology annotation, molecular function: single-stranded DNA helicase activity; ATP hydrolysis activity; ATP binding. NCBI's taxonomy places the organism in Eukaryota, Metazoa, Placozoa, Uniplacotomia, Trichoplacea, Trichoplacidae. Gene Ontology annotation, biological process: DNA-templated DNA replication; regulation of DNA repair. Bases 1 to 1437 code for a protein of 478 amino acids. Gene Ontology annotation, cellular component: nucleus.